Rubroshorea leprosula is the source of this 1345-nucleotide messenger RNA. The record is from the annotation of a GenBank genome assembly. Lineage: Eukaryota; Viridiplantae; Streptophyta; Magnoliopsida; Malvales; Dipterocarpaceae.
GUCUGUCCGGCGUUCCCUCGCGUAAAGGGCGACUUUGGCAUCGGCUCUCUCUCGUUAGGUAAUUACCGAGGCGAAAGCAGCUCUCUCGGAAGUCAGUUUCCCCGCCAUCUUAGUGGGACUAGUCUAAUAAACUUUCACUUGAACUGCCGGAUUUUUUUUUGUUGUGGUAACGCCCUUCUAGAAUUACGUUUAACGUCCCUUUAUGACUUUCCCGAUUGGCGCCUCGGGUCGGUAGCCGGGCUCCGGGACAUUACUACCACGGCUACUAUCGACCCGAGCCCAAAGAAGGAAAGGAAAAGAACGAACUAAGCGAGGAGUUCAUUGGCCAUACAUAGUGAAGGGGGAUGGGGGUCAACCUCUUUCAUGACCCAUGGCCCCAGUGUGUCACUUGAUUAGCAUUUCUAGAACAAAUUGUGUAGGGUUGUUUUUUCGAUAGAAAAACAGGGGAGUUGGCUGUAGUUGAGACACGUUUUUCGGAUGGACGAUAUGGAUUUCUUCGAGAUGGUGAACCGCUUUUUUAACCGUGAGAGGGAGGUCAUUCAGAACCCGCUGGCUCCAGAACCGGCGGAAGUUUCCCACGCCGAUCCCCACGUGAGGCACUUCGAAGUGCCAUUCACACUUUGAUUCUUGAGCAAGUUCGGGAACAUUCUGAGAAGGGGAAAGGGCGGCUGUCCGUUCACUUUCCGGAAAUGGCAGAAAUCCACUCCAGUGCCGCAGAGAACAUUAUGUCUCGCGAUCUGGAAAUAUCUGCGGAGAUGGAUACUGAAACCCUCCGCGGAUGGGUGGAGGAGAUAAAGGAGAACCCUAAUGAAUCUCAUAAAAUCCCUCAUUAGGGAACACCUGUAAGAUGAGUCUGCCGCUUUCUUUCAUAACAGAGCCGGGAAUAACGGCUGGCAUAGAAGUUUCUCGCACGCAAGGAGAUGCUGCUGCUGGAUGUUACAGUUCUGGGGCGCCAUGAUCCUUCUCUCUGGAACAAUCGAGGUCACUGCCUUCCUUCAGCUUUCAGAGGGCAUCAAUCAUCGUUCAGUGAGCUAUUUAUUGCCGCCAAUAGCGCUUCGCUUGCAUGCAAGGCGGCACGCCAGGUAGAGCUAUCGCGCGCGGGCGAAGGAGAUGCAUUUCAGGUACUGGUAGUACUGGACAAGCUCUCAGGGAAUAAUCUCUUUCUUAUUUCUGCCUUUCUUUCCCAUGACGACUAGGAACAGGCAAAUCCAAAAUUUCACUUCGAAUUUCGGACCUCAACAUCCUGCUGCUCAUGGUGUUUCACGAUUAGUAUUGGAAAUGAACGGAGAAGUGGUGGAACGUGCGGAACCACAUAUUGGAUUACUCCAGUGCGGCACGAAGCCGC